UUGCGUAAAUUACCAGUAACUCUAAACGUUAUGUGUAUUUAAUCUUUCAAAGUAUGUAUCGUUUAUUUGAAUUUUUAAUAUUCGCAUACUGAAUUUAAUUAUUAUUAACAUCAAUUAAUAUUAAUUAAUUAUAUAUUUCAAUACGCGAAUCGCUCUUCUUUGACAUUACGCUCGAGAUGUUUCGAUAGUAUCGAGGUUUUUUGGCAGAUCGAAAGAAAGAUGUCCCUCGAUGGUAGAUUAGAAUGUUAUAAGUCAUUCAUAUCGUGUUUAUAAGUAAAUAUCAGCUGGAUGCGUAAAGAAAAACAUAACGUGAUUCCGUGACAGCGCGUAACUGAUGUAACUUUCGAACACACAUCAAUCAAAGAAUCUACGAAGAAAAUGGGUCUUUUCCAGACUUCCUCUCCUUUCGACGCUGAUGUUGAAAAGGCAACCAGUGAGAAGAAUAUAUCUAUAGAAUGGGGGAAAAUGUUGGAUAUUUGUGACAAAGUUGGUACUUCUACUCAAAAUGCAAAGGAUUGUUUACGAUCAAUUGUUAAAAGAUUAUAUUCUCCAGAUCCACAUAUUGUUAUGCAAGCUUUGACAUUAUUAGAUGUUUGUGUCAUCAAUUGUGGAAAAACAUUUCACUUAGAAAUUGCUUCAAGAGACUUUGAAAAUGAUCUGAGAAAACUUGUUAACCAUUCUGAGCCAAAGAUUGCUGAGAAAAUGAAAGAGCUUUUAAAAAAAUGGGCUGAAAAUGAUUUCAAAACUGAUCCUCAGCUUAAUUUAAUUCCAAGUUUAUAUAAUAAACUUAAAAAUGAAGGUCAUGAUUUCACUUCUACAUCUGAUACACCUAAACGUACAACUGUACUAAGUAAAGAUCCAAAUGUAGUGACAAAUUCACAAGAAGAGGAAGAUAUUGCAAAAGCCAUAGAACUUUCACUUAAAGAAAGUAAAGCUCAUAGUCAAGCAUCUUCUUCGCAUAGUUCACCAUCUAAAUACACCAAUUUAUAUCCUAAUGUAAGUUCUGCACUUGGUACUUCGAGCAAUACAGAAGGCAGGAAGGUCCGUGCUCUAUAUGAUUUUGAAGCAGCAGAAGAUAAUGAAUUAACAUUUUUUGCAGGAGAAAUAAUUAACAUUUUGGACGAUUCAGAUCCGAACUGGUGGAAAGGUAAUAAUCAAAACGGAGAAGGACUGUUUCCUUCUAAUUUUGUUACUGCAGAUUUAUCUGUAGAGCCUGAACAAUUCACAAAAUUAGAACACAAUAACAAAAAAAUGGUUCAAUUUGCUGAAGAAGUAGAAGUGAAAACAGUAAAAAGAGAACCAGAAGUGGUUGAAGUUGAAAUAGAUGAAAGAAAAAUGGACAGGCUUUUACAUUUGUUACAUGAAGCUGAUCCUCAAUGCGAUACUUCAGAUACUCAAGAAAUGCUUGAUUUAGAAGAACAAGUUACUGCAAUGGGACCAUUGAUAGAUGCAGCUUUAGAAAAAGUGGAUAGGAGGCAUGCACAGUUGACUCAGUUGAGUUCUGAUUUAGUAGAUGCUCUUAAUUUAUAUCAUACACUGAUGCGAGAACCUCCACCACCUACACCAUCAAAUUAUACUUUACCUAAAAUGCCUCCUCACAUAAAUCCUUAUCAAUUUCAAAAUCAGGGACCACCACCUCCACAUAUAUUUAAUGGAGUACCUGCACCUCAUCAAACUUCUUUUCCUGUUGGAAGUGGUCCAUCUGGACCAUAUAAUGCCACUAUUCCAACUAGUGAUUAUAUGGGAUCUGCAAGUAUGCCAAAUAUAACAUUACCGCAACAUUUUCAUAUGCAAUCAGGUCCACAUCAACCCCCUCCUGGACAUCCUCAAAGUCAGCCAGUACCGGAACAAAGCAAUCUUCCUUAUUCUCAUCAAGGAUAUCCAUCUCAAACUGGUCCCAUGCCAGGACCAUAUGGUCCAUCAGGACCAACAGGACCUCCGGUAAGCCAACAACCUCAAUAUGCUCCACCAAAUGGGCAGCACAUGAUGUAAAUGGAUGCUAUACGUUCCAAAUUCAUCCUGAACUGUAAUUCAAGCUAUAUACAAUAUUACUAUAUUAUAAUUAUUUAAAUAAACAUACCCAAAGUAGCCAAAGAUACUGGGUUUUUGAUGGAAGUUUUGCAUUCGAAACUUAUCAUGUAAGCUUAUUAGGCACAUACAUGAAAAAGUGAUUAAAAAAUACAUUAGGCAAAGAGCGAGUUAUUUUAUUAACGUUUGACUAUCGUUAAUAUGAUAUGUAUUUUUUAAAAAUAUCUUUAUUAAUCUCAUAAUUCAGAUUCAGUUAACACAUUCCUUUGGUUCGAUUUAUAUCCAAAUAUUUUAUUUCGCGUUUCAAUCAUAUAACAAUAUUCAAAUGUUAUAUUUAUAAAAUGUUAAAAUAAAAAAAUAAAGCGAAAAGAAACAAAAAAAAAAAAGAAAGAAAGAAAAGAAGAAGAAAAAAUAUUAUUGAAAUAUAGAAUCAUCAAUUCAUAUUGAUAUGUCACUUUAUCGAAUUUGUAUCGUAAUACUUCAUUAUACUUAUUUAUAAUACGUUGUAUAAAAUUUAUCAUAUAUUUGUAAUAGGUUCUAAAGAAAACAGCACUAUCGUUUAAUAUAUAAUUGCGAUAAUAUACGAAAUUGUACUGUGGAGAUAAUGGUGGAGACUGUAUCGAAAGCACGACCGUAUUUUAUAGUUUUUUACUGUCAUUAAUUCUUAACAAAUAACAACUAUAAAAGAGCCUUGAAAUACAAUUGUUAUUAAUCUUUUUCUUAAAUUAAAAAAAAACAAAAAAAGAGAAAAAGAUAAAUAUAUAUAAUACUAUAAUCAUAGUAGCUUUGAAAAAAACAGCUCGAAUUAAAUAAUCGAGAGCCGAAGUAUAAAUUUAAGAACAAUUAUCACGACAAGACAUCUAAACUUGGUCUAGUCUGUCCACUGUGUAUAAUAAAACAUAUUUCCUAUUGUAACUGCUUAUUGCGAUCUGCGAGGAACUUUUUAUGAAUUGUUAACGCAUAAUAUUUGCAUAGCUGCGUUCAUACCGUCGUAAAAGCGACCCUGUCUAUGUUAAAAAAAAAAAAAAAAAAAAAAAAACGAAAACCAAGAAAACAUAAUAAAAA
Molecule: messenger RNA, 3093 nt
Organism: Apis laboriosa (Himalayan honeybee)
Lineage: Eukaryota; Metazoa; Arthropoda; Insecta; Hymenoptera; Apidae
Gene: Stam
Product: signal transducing adapter molecule 1
Exons: 10
Coding region: 379-1992 (537 amino acids)
Biological process (GO): protein transport to vacuole involved in ubiquitin-dependent protein catabolic process via the multivesicular body sorting pathway
Cellular component (GO): ESCRT-0 complex
Molecular function (GO): phosphatidylinositol binding; ubiquitin binding
Source: RefSeq, a predicted model, not a curated record